Lactuca saligna is the source of this 1476-nucleotide messenger RNA. The record is from the annotation of a GenBank genome assembly. NCBI's taxonomy places the organism in Eukaryota, Viridiplantae, Streptophyta, Magnoliopsida, Asterales, Asteraceae.
AUGGCCGGACUGGGUGACAUGGCUCCAACCGUUAUGCUACACAUGUCGCAAUCUCGUGGCUUAUCAUAUGUGCACCGUGGAUGUUGUCAUUACAGAUCAAAUCUCACUCUCUUGACACUUUCGUCGACGAUCUACUCAACCAACGGUCAAAGCUUGUGUCUUUCUCCGGCCAUUCUCUUUCUCCGGAGAUCAUUAGCUAUUCGAUCAACAAGUUGCCUCUCUCUUCCUGAUUAUCGCAACAUGACAGCCAUUGAUGCUGUUACCUCAAAACUUGACAAAUCCGGCAAAAUCUUCGUCGCCGGCCACCGCGGCCUAGUCGGAUCUGCAAUCGUACGCCGCCUGAGAACCGUCGGCUACAACAAUCUCAUCCUCCGGUCACACACCGAACUAGAUCUCACCAACCAAUCCGCUGUCAAAACAUUCUUCUCUCUCGAAAAACCUCAAUACGUGAUCCUCGCAGCAGCCAAAGUCGGUGGAAUCCACGCCAACAGCACCUACCCCGCCGAUUUCAUCACCAUCAACCUCCAAAUCCAAACAAACGUCAUCGACUCCGCCUAUCGUUAUGAAUCUUCUCUUCUCACCGGACCUCUAGAACCUACCAACGAAUGGUACGCCAUAGCCAAAAUCGCCGGAAUCAAAAUGUGUCAAGCGUAUCGGAUCCAACACAACUGGGAUGCAAUCUCCGCCAUGCCUACAAACUUAUAUGGUCCGAAUGAUAACUUCCACCCGGAAAACUCCCAUGUAUUGCCGGCAUUGAUGAGGAGGUUUCAUGAGGCGAAGGUGACGGGAGGGAAGGAGGUGGUGGUGUGGGGGAGUGGGGCGGCGUUACGUGAGUUUUUACAUGUUGAUGAUUUGGCGGAUUCAGUGGUGUUUCUGUUGGAGAAUUAUUCGGAUUUAGGGCAUGUGAAUGUGGGAAGUGGGAAGGAGGUUUCCAUUAAGGAGCUUGCAGAAAUGGUGAAAGAGGUUGUGGGAUUUGAAGGGGAGAUUGUUUGGGAUAAAUCUAAACCUGAUGGGACUCCAAGGAAGCUUAUGGAUUGUUCUACGAUUGUGAAGAUGGGUUGGGAACCCAAGAUUUCUUUACGUGAUGGGCUUGUUGGGACUUAUGAAUGAGUAGCAGCGACAGUGGGCGGUGAUGGCAGCUUCGCUGCUUCCACUUCUUGUUCCGACGAGCUCGAUGAGGAUGGAGGCAAACUGAGAUGGGUACGACGGAGGGAAAAAGUAGCGGUGGAUGGUUGUGGGUGGCAGGCCUUGGUUGCCUCUCGCUAUCUUCUUCGUUUUCUGGGCAGCGGGUCGUCAAGAGGGAGGCAGCGACGGUUCUUGAUGGGUUUUGGUGGCAAGCUCCCAAAACUGGAGGAAGGCAGUAGAUGGUGGUGUUUUGAAGCUUGCUUGACGGAUUUUAAUGGCGUGGAUAUAAGGUGGAGUUGUGGUGGAUGGGUUCAAACGAAAGAGACAAAGACAAAUGCUUCACCUUUUUGA